UUUACAAACAUCUGAACUUCAAUCAUUGUCCUUUGUUAGUUAUUUUCACAAAGACCAAGCGGGAUGGCAAGUUUCUGAAAGCCUGUACCAAUACCAGACGUGAAUAGUACACGGCGUACUCUCUCAUUUCAGAAUUUUUCCUGUAGUUUACUGUCAUCAUUGUUGCUGAAACGUUGCGGCAGUAAACUAGGUCUGUAGGCUGUACAUACUGUAGAAUAGAGCCAUAGCUCUACAACAUCCGGGCAUUCCUCAGCCUGCGCAGAAACGGAAUGGCGGAGCUAGUUCGAUGGGCUCUGGAGAUCACAGAUGCAGCCUAGUGGAGAUCCUGAGGCAGGGCUAUGAGGGGCCAGAGGAGGAGUCCAGGGCCCUAGUGGAGCUGCAGAAGAGCCUGGGGGCCUCACACUCACAGGGCCGCCCAAUGAAGAUGGCAGCACGUCCCCAAAAUGGCAGUGAGAUUCCCCUGGAGGACCUGCUGUCUCUGUGUGGGUAUGAGGUGUCUGAUCCCCUCCUGCAGCAGGACAGGGAGCCCAACGAGCUAGCAGCCAGUCUGCCUAACGUGACACUGGACAAGGACCAGAUUGCUAAAGAUCUGUUCUCAGGAGAGGAUGAAGAGGAGUCAUCAGCUGAUGACCUCACUCUCUCUGUCACCUCCCACGCCUCUGACCUCCUCUUCCGCCGUCACCUAAGAGCCCAUUCCAUGGCAGAUGGAGACAAAGGCACCUUCGUCAGCUCUUCAGAAGAUGUCUCAGACGAUGAUGACGACAACACCUCCAUUCCAUCCAAUGACGAACGCAAGGACAUCAUGGUGGGCUCAAUGUACCAAGCCAAAAUCCCUCCUCUCAGCCCAUACUCAUACCAGGAGAGAGUCUAUGAGAAUGAGGACCAGCUCCUGUGGACCCCAGACAUGUUGCCAGGCCAGGCUGUAAAGGAGUUCCUGCUAAGUGCCCAGAGACGGGGAGGCCAGGACGGGGCUGUAGACACCCUCAUCAACGGGGACAUAAUCAAAGACAAUGAACAAGCUCUGUAUGAGCUGGUGAAAUGCAGCUUUAAUGCAGAGGAGGCACUGAGACGAAUGCGCUUUAAUGUGAAAGUAUUCAGCGAGGAGCUGUGUGCCUGGAGCGAGGAGGAAUGUCGAAACUUUGAACAUGGCUAUCGAGUUCAUGGGAAGAACUUCCACCUCAUUCAGGCCAAUAAGGUACGCACGCGUUCGGUGGGUGAGUGUGUGGAGUAUUACUACAUGUGGAAGAAGUCGGAUCGCCACGAGUACUUCACUCAGCAGACCACUAAGCUGGGCCGCAAGAAGUACAGUCUGCAGUCAGGGAGCAUGGAGGAUGGAGAGCAGGAUGGAGAGGUUGGGGAGAUGGAGGGGUGCUCCCAGAUUCAGCCCUCCUCACAUCCACCAGGCAUAGACCUGGACAAGCAAGGAGGAGGGCCGUCCCCGUCGCAGACGAACGCCCCGCUUUCUCUUAAAGCCCUGAGCUCACUGCACACAGGCCACUCUAACCAGGCAGGGACACCAGAUGCUGAGAUGGGGAUGGAGGUGUUGGAGCUGUGUGGCGCUCCUUGCCCCAGCCCACUGAGGGAGCAGCUGUUCAGCCACUUCUCUCCACUCCCCCCUCUGGAGGACCUGCAGCAGGAGCCCUCUCUGAACUGUUCCAGCCCGGGCCACUGUACCACCUCGCCCCCUGCCCAGCUCCACCUCUCCUCACUGCCCUGCUGCAGCUCCCCGUGCACCCAAGCGGAGCCUCCUCUCCUGGGUUCUGGCUUCUACCAGCUGCAGCUGGGGCCUUUCCUUCCAGACGGUCUGUCCAUGGGGCCAGAGGAUGGGGCAUCCCAGGGGUUGCAGGUAGACUUCUCCCUGCCCUCCAUCCCCCAGACCUCACCCGCCAUUGCCCCCUCAGUCUCCGCCACUUCUGACUUUGGGGCCAUCAGCAGUUACCUGUGUCCCUCAGCCCUGUGCCCCCCUCCCGUCCAGCACCCCCGCUCUCUCACACAGUAAGGGGAGGAAGAAGGGUGUCUUUACUCUGGAGAACAUUCCAAUAACACCUGGGUUGUCUGUACUUCUAAUUAUUGCCUGUUGAAGUAACUUGGACCAGAGCUUACUCAUGUGUUGGUGUGAAACUCCCCAGGAGAGAAACUAUGUUUUUAACGGGGAGAUGGGCAUACCUGUAUCAUAGUGUUUACUAGGGAGGACUCCUACUGCAUAUAAGCACAAUGGCUUACCUACCUGUCUGUUCUGGAAGGCCAGUCGUUCUACAGGGAUGUUCCCAGUUCUUAGAGAAUUCUUAGGUAAUGUUGGUACUGGAAAAGCGGGUGGGCUUGUUGAUAGCUCCAAGGCCAAAGCAAUUAUCCUGAUGUUCUUUGCAGUGGCCUCCUCAUCUUCCAGAGUAGAAUUAGAGACAGAUAUAACAUCCCUCACUGAUUUCCCAACAUUUACUGGGAACAAUGAGCAGCAGACAGACAGCAUGACCUGGAUGCCAUAUUAUAGUAGUAUGUCCACAAGAGAUGUUCCCCCUCUAUCAGAUCUGAUAAGGCUGUUUCUAUGAGCAGUGUUCAGUAUGACUCUUCACCACUCUGACUGUGGACCUCUUAGGUAGGAUCAGCCUCCCUGGUUCACUGUGGUUCCACCUCUCUUGAACAUCCACAACUGAAACUGAAGGUUUUGUAUACAGUCUAUUUAAAAGGAAAGAUCUGUAUAACAAUACCAUGAAACAAUGCUUUUGAGAUUGUCACAAUGUUUUUAUUUCUUUUCGUUGUUGUUCAGAAAUGUCUUGGAAGGUUUGCAAUAAGAAACCAGAGUUUGCGAUGGGA
Salmo salar (Atlantic salmon) is the source of this 2811-nucleotide messenger RNA. Lineage: Eukaryota; Metazoa; Chordata; Actinopteri; Salmoniformes; Salmonidae. The record is from RefSeq and is a predicted model, not a curated record.